UGACACGCAGAAGCGUAAUAGAGAUUCGUAAAUAGAUGUACCUAUUGGUGUAUGCGAUUGUGUGCUUUCUGUAUGCAGAGAUUCGCGGUCUUGUAAAGAAUUUUGCGUAGCUGUGUAGUGACAGGGGGGAGGUCUUUAGCCCCCUUCGCGAGAGCAGACGCAGGUAAUGAGUUUAUAUACCGUAACUACGCCGACACCAAUAAUAAGCACAGUAAUAUCAACGACAACAACGACUACGACGGCAGGGGCAACGGUAACAGCGACGACGACGGCUACGCCGACAACAACAACGGUGCCGGCGGUUGCCGUGUCGCCCGAAGCUGCACCUGGUUGGAUAGAAUUCUGUGAGAGACACGCCCGCACUUCGGCUUCCGAUUUUGCCAAAGCUUUGUGUACCUAUGUCAGUUUAAAUCUACCCGAAUGCGCCAGAUCGAAUCUCUCUCAUCGCGACUUUUUAAGGAAAUUCGUCGAAAGCUUCUGCGAACAUUUUGAAACUGAAUACUUGCGUCGUACAGUCAGAUCACCAUCUAUCUAUGAUACUAGACAGACAGUCCCUAAUGAUAGAGAUGUUAAUAUUACCAGUCAGAACAAUAAUGCUCCUAUUCGUGCAUCAUCUCACGAAGAAUUCAGUGAUUACUCAGAACAUGAUGGUGAUGCAAUAUCGCCAAAACCUGUUCAUAAACCGUUUUUCCGACGAUUGUCCUUUAAAGGACUCAAGAAGGGUAAAAGUUUCUUUCAUAAACAACAAAGCGAUGAGGUGGAAUUAUCUCAUAGUGAACAUCGUAAAGAAAAACAUUCGAAAGCUAAACUUUCAAAGAUUGUAGUAGAAUGUAGGAAAGAAGGUAUUGUUAAUUCCUUAAUGGGAGAAAAUACCGAUGGUACUCAAAAAUGGGAAAAGUCUAGGCUGGCCUUGAUAAAAGCCAUCGGUGGAUACAUGUUAGAACUUUAUUCUCCUCCAAAAGCUGUAAAACCGCGUAGCGGUGUAUUUUGUUCCGCAAUAACCGAAGCUAGAGAAACGACUGCAUUGGAAAUGCCAGAUCACGAGAAUACAUUUGUGUUGAAGACAAACCUUGUGGAAUUUGUCAUAGAAGCUCACAAUUUGAAUGACAUGAGAUCAUGGUUGGCCACCAUUAAGUAUUGUAUGCGAACGGUACAACAUAAUUCUAUUAAUCCGAGUUCUGGUACUGAUGCUACUACAGAGUCUUUAAUGCAUGGUUCGCUAGGUAUUAAUAACGAAAAUGAUAGAUUGAGGGCUAACUCUGCCAGUAAAAGUUCCCGAUCCGCAGUCCAUGAACAUGGAGACGAGGCAUCUAACAAUCCCCCAGAAAUACCUCUAAGGCUUCGUACAAGAAGUAACAGUAAUAUGGAAUUAUGUUCCUCACAACAAGAUAUUGAACAGAUACCUACAAACGAAGGGGACACAGACUUAUCAAGCAGUUUAAGAGAAUAUCCAUGGUUCCAUGGAACUCUUUCUAGAUCGGACGCAGCACAUCUGGUUUUACACAGUGCUGCUUAUGGUCAUGGUGUAUUUCUUGUUCGACAAAGUGGAACAAGGAAAGGAGAAUUUGUAUUAACAGUUAAUUUUCAAGGCAGAGCGAAGCAUUUGCGUAUGACGUUAAGCGAUCAAGGUCACUGUCGAGUACUCCACCUUUCUUUUCCUGCCAUAUACAACAUGCUCGAACACUUCCGUCAAAACGCCAUACCUCUUGAAUCUGGUGGAACUGCGGAUGUAACUCUAACAGAAUAUGUUGUGGCAAAUCAUGCAAUACGAUCAGGACAUCAUAAUGUGCCUGUAACAAAUCAACAACAAUCGCAAGAAAGAAGACCUCCAGCAGCCCCGGAGCCCAGAGAAGCGCGCACAUACGGAGGUUCUAUAAGAACACGUAUAGAAUCCCUGGAAAGACUGGAACAACAAAACAACAUUGUGGAACAACAAAGUUCAUCAUUGUCUGGUGGUAGAGCCAUUCAGAAUACUUACUGCUUUCUUUGA
Messenger RNA from Dufourea novaeangliae, 1990 nucleotides. It is a transcript of the gene Lnk, whose product is annotated as SH2B adapter protein 1. The record is from RefSeq and is a predicted model, not a curated record. Gene Ontology annotation, molecular function: transmembrane receptor protein tyrosine kinase adaptor activity. Gene Ontology annotation, biological process: intracellular signal transduction. The coding region runs from base 167 to 1990 and encodes 607 amino acids. NCBI's taxonomy places the organism in Eukaryota, Metazoa, Arthropoda, Insecta, Hymenoptera, Halictidae. Gene Ontology annotation, cellular component: plasma membrane. The transcript is spliced from 5 exons.